This is a messenger RNA of Aspergillus thermomutatus, 525 nucleotides long. RefSeq lists its product as uncharacterized. The transcript has 2 exons. NCBI's taxonomy places the organism in Eukaryota, Fungi, Ascomycota, Eurotiomycetes, Eurotiales, Aspergillaceae. The record is from RefSeq and is a predicted model, not a curated record. Bases 1 to 525 code for a protein of 174 amino acids.
AUGCCUCCUGCUGCGACAGAAACAACAUCUGCCUGUCCAACAAUCUCUGCCUUGAUGUCGUGGUGCAACCAUACGUACUCUCCCGAGGCAGCUGCACCGAUCCAAACUGGCAGUCCGGAGGAUGUCCUCCUGUUUGUCGUAGGAAAUGUGUCAACCGGCUCCGCUUCGUCGCUAGUCACCCUGGGAAAGGGCACAAAUGGCGCCGUGUCGUACUGCUGCGGCACGCCAGUCAGCAAUGGGAGUGAUGUUGUGUGUCGCGACGGGAACAGCGUUCAGGUCACGGAUGGGGAAAUCAUCGCUGGGUAUGCAGCUUUGGCGAAUGUGUCCUCCCUGGAUGGUGGGAACAGUUCUGUCCCGACAGCUUCCAGUACGGCAAGUGCGAAUCCGUCAACACAGUCAUCGCAUGAGGUGGCUAUCGGUGUUGGGGUCGGGGUGCCACUGGGGGUCAUUGCACUGGCCUCGAUUAUCUGGGCUAUGUGGGAAAGGAGGAUGCGAAUGCGUCAUGCUGGAGGGGCACGACAUUGA